AUGAAAGGUCCGGGUAGUAAAGAACUGCAUGUUGUGUAUGUUUACGAAAAAAAAACAAAAACCAUUACUUUUGCAAAAGUUGCUAUUUCUGGGUUUAUUCAGCUGAUACAUGGCUGCUACAUUUCCUCAACAACUUCUGGUGAAGCCAAUCCACUUUUUCAAGAUCAUAACCGCUCACAAUGUUCAUGAAGGAAAGCUAAUGAUCCCAAAUAAGUUUGUGAAGAAAUAUGGAAAACGCUUACAAAAUACUCUAUUUCUGAAGACUCCAAAUGGUGCUGAAUGGAAAAUGAUUUUGAAAAAACGUGACGGUAAAAUAUGGUUUCAAAAGGGAUGGAAAGAGUUUGCAGAGUAUCACUCUCUAGCUCAUGGCCAUCUUUUGGUUUUCAGAUGGGAUGUAACUUCUCAUUUUCAGGUACACAUCUUUGAUUUGAGUGCCUUAGAGAUUGAGUACCCUACCGAAAUAAUAAAAGGUAAAACAGCCUCCAAUAGAAAAGGAAAUGAAUCUCCAGGUGAUGAACAUUUGGAGUGUCACAGAUCAGGUCAAAAGAGAAAAGUUAACUCAGUUGAAUUUCUUCAACAAUGUCAAAUGAGAAGUCGCAAGUGUGUUAAAGUUGAGAACACGAUGAUACUGCCAAGGCAGGCUCUGCAUCACACUGCCACAAAAUGCAAAGGAAAAUCGAAGGCUAUGGAUAACCAAGUUACAGCUCUUGAUAGAGCAAGUUCUUUCAAAUCUUGUAAUCCAUUCUUCUUGACCGUCAUGCAUCGAACCCACAUCAGUUCUCACGGUAGUCUGAACUUACCAAUGAAGUUCUGUAGGAGUCACCUUGAUUUGCACAAGAAGCGGAGACUUAUCAGCCUUCAGGUGUUAAGUGGGAGAAUUUGGCCUGCAAAGUAUCAGAUCCAUAAACAAAAGACUGCUAUAAGAUUUAAACUCUCAUGGAACGCAUUUGUCAAGGACAAUAACUUGAAAGUUGGUGAUGUUUGCAUCUUUGAACUCGUUCAUGGAACUAAACUAACCUUCCUGGUUCACAUCUUCAGAGAGACAGAUAGUUCAAAUUGUUCAACGUCUCAAGAAUCUGGUCAAAUGAGAGCAGCUUGUCAAAGUCAGAGAAAAGAAUUGAAAACCAUCACUGCUACCAAAUAAUUAUCAACAAAGACUUUCAGUUCUCUUGUAUGAAGCUUAACAUGGGCCGGGAUUCAACACUUUUUUUGAAGCCUACUACCAAAUAUUUGGCUUUUGUAGGGAUUACCUGCUACUUGAUGACAUAUGUAUUUAUGAAAGUGGAGAUAACUUCAGGUUUUUGAAUGAGUUUAUUCGAUUCACUUAACACCUGAAAAGUUAGAAAUAGCUAUUUUUGAAAUUAGAAGUUAUUCUGUUUAGAUGUUGCUUUUAAACUUGUCCAAUACCGACAUAUUGUUGCUAUGUAUUGUCUUAUAUUAUGUACGAAAGCUUGUUGACAUUAACAACUUAUGAUUUCUGCUUGUUUUUU
Molecule: messenger RNA, 1490 nt
Organism: Glycine soja
Lineage: Eukaryota; Viridiplantae; Streptophyta; Magnoliopsida; Fabales; Fabaceae
Product: B3 domain-containing transcription factor VRN1-like
Exons: 5
Coding region: 110-1144 (344 amino acids)
Molecular function (GO): DNA binding
Source: RefSeq, a predicted model, not a curated record